This is a messenger RNA of Dryobates pubescens (Downy woodpecker), 1536 nucleotides long. It is a transcript of the gene TIGD4, whose product is annotated as tigger transposable element derived 4. The coding region runs from base 1 to 1536 and encodes 511 amino acids. The transcript has a single exon. Gene Ontology annotation, molecular function: DNA binding. Lineage: Eukaryota; Metazoa; Chordata; Aves; Piciformes; Picidae. The record is from RefSeq and is a predicted model, not a curated record. Gene Ontology annotation, cellular component: nucleus.
AUGGCAGAAUCGUCGGGGAGUCAUCUCUCUGAACCCGUAGUGAGGAGGAAAAAAAGCAUAUCCAUACAGGAAAAAAUUGACAUCAUAAGUGCUGUGGAGAGUGGCAAGAAAAAGGCAGAUAUCGCAGCCAAGUAUGGCAUAAAGAGGAAUUCUUUGUCUUCAAUUAUGAAGAAUAAAGAAAAAGUUUUGGAAGCCUUUGAAUCUUUACGGUUUGAUCCUAAGAGAAAAAGAUUAAGGACUGCUUUUUAUACCGACCUGGAGGAGGCAUUAGUGAAGUGGUACAGAAUUGCUCAGUGCUUGAAUGUGCCAGUAAACGGUCCCAUGUUGCGCCUCAAGGCUAAUGAUUUUGCCCAGAAGCUUGGACACAGUGAUUUUAAAUGCAGUAAUGGCUGGCUCGAUCGUUUCAAGUCAAGGUAUGGUUUAGUUUUCAGAGCUCAGCUUGUAGAAACAGCUCCUACUGCUACAGUGGAUGCUCCAAAUCUUUGGUACCAAAAUGUUCUUCCAUAUUAUGAAAAUGAUUAUCAGCCAAAAAGUGUGUUUUGUAUACAGGAGACUGGAUUGUUGUAUCAGAUGUUACCACAUAACACGUUUGCAUUUAAAGGGGAAACUUGUUCUGUAGGUAACCUAAGCAAAGAGAGAAUAACUGUAGUGACGGGUACCAAUAUGGAUGGCUCUGAGAAACUUCCUUUGCUUGUCAUAGGAAAGAUCAAAAGUUCACAGUUUCUCAAAGAUGUGAAGUCACUACCUGUAGACUAUGAAGCAAAUGAUACAGCAUUGAUGACUUCAGAAGUAUUUGAACAGUGGAUGCGUAAACUCGAUGACAGAUUUCAAGCACAGCAUCGACAAGUAGUUAUUUUUGUUGAUUCUUUCUCUGCACACACAGCAGUGAAGAACCUGAAGUCUGUUGAAUUAGUGUUCUCUCCUUCAGACUCUUCAUGCAUAGCUACAAAACAAGGGGUCAUCAGAAGUCUGAAGGUUAAAUACAGGCACUGUCUUAUCAAGAGAUUCAUUGACUGUGUAAAAGGUAAUAAAGAGUUUAUGCUGACUCUUCUUGAUGCAAUUGAGAUGCUGAACCUGUGCUGGAGGAAAAUAACACCAGAGACUAUUGUAAAAAGCUAUGGUGAAGCAGGAUUCAAAUUAGAAACCAACACAAAUGGUAAUGACACAGAGACUGAAAGCGAUUUUGAUUUGAUUGCACAUGCACAGGCAGCUGGAGUGGAGUUUCCAGAAGGUUUAUCUUUUGAAGAAUACACAGCUUUAGAUGACGACUUGAUAACUUGCAAAAUGCCAGCAAAUAAUGAAACAAUGUGCAUCAAAGAAAGCGUAGUGGAUAAUGCUGAGAUAUUUGUGGGUGAUGAAGAAGAGGAUGAAGAUGCUCAAUUUCAAGUUGCUGAACAGCCUUCACCAUCAAAAAAUGAGGCUUUGAGUGCUUUAGAUACUCUUAGAAAGUUUCUCAGAAGUCAAGACGCAAAUGAUUCUCUUCAUGAUUCCCUAUCUGACCUGGAGAACUUUAUUGAAAAUGUAGCAUGUAAAUAG